AUGUCGCAGUUGGCCAAAAAAGCUGUGGCAGUCAGCUUCAUCUUUCAGUUUCCAGACGGCAAUGAUUCGAAUAAGCCGCGGGUGGCUUUGUUUCGUAGGAGCGGGGAGGUGAAUACAUAUCAGCAUAAAUACGCCCCCAUCUCAGGCGGCGUCGAAGUCUCAGACGCUUCCCCCCUCGCAACCGCCUGGCGCGAACUCCACGAGGAAACCACCCUCACAGCGUCUUCUCUACGGCUCUUCCGACAGGGCAAACCGUAUUCCUUUACGGACCCCUCAGUAGGCCGCAUAUGGACCAUCAAUCCCUUUGCAUUUAUCCUGAAACCCGCUGGCGAAGAGGGCAUCACGAUUGAUUGGGAGCAUGAGGGGUACAAGUGGUUUGACCCCGAUGAAGUCACUGACGAUGAGUCUUUUCAAGGAGUGCCUCGGCUUAAGGAAAGUUUGAGGAGGGUGUGGUUUGACAUUGAUCUGGGUAAAGAUGCUGGUGGUUUUUUGGCAGCUGGACUGAAAACACUGCAAGAGGACCAUGAGAGCGGCGCGAGACAAUUGGCGUCUACAGCACUGAACAUAUAUCUCGACGUGAUUCCCCGAAUCGACACAAGCAAUCGAGAAACAUGGUGGAAGAACAUCCAGUUCACAGGCUGGCAUCUAUGGAAGAACGGUAGAGAAAGCAUGGGAGCACCCAUCCUCAGCGUCGUCCUCUCCAGCCUCUCCCUCAUCGAACAACAUCUCCAAUCCACCACCCAAAGCUCCCUCUCAAAAGAACUCAUCAAAGAAAUCUGCGCUGCAAUCAAACACCUCGCUCAGCAAAGACACCAAUCGGGAACCAAAAUCGCAACUGCAUUCUCCUCAUUCCUCGAUAAAACUUUCCCCUUCCCACCCACCAAGCCCCUCAAAAUCGUCACUCUGUCAUCCAGCUCGACAAUCACAGCGUCAAUCUCGCUCAUUCUUAAAUCAGCUUCUCGCCCUCUUGACAUACACAUCCUCGAAUCCCGCCCCCUCUUCGAAGGCGUCACCGCCGCACGCCGCUUCUCCUCCCUCAACGCCGAAAACAAAAGCAGCAUCACCAUUCACACAGACGCAAGCGCCGCCCUCGCCUCCAAAGACGCACACGUCCUCCUCCUCGGCGCAGACCUCAUCGACAAGACCGGCAACGUGAGCAACAAAACCGGUUCCCUCCCCGCCGUGCUCGCCGCCAAACACGUCUCUCCAGAGGUUAAAGUCGUCGUGCUGUCAGAAAAGGAAAAAGUGCUGCCGUUUGAUCCUCCAGGCCAUGAGGAAAACGACAGCGAGGAGCUCAUUCGCGGCUGGAAGGGGAUAUUAGGUCCGGAGGUGGGAUUACAGGGCGUGAGUGUCACAAAUGUGUAUUUCGAGUGGGUGCCUGCGAGGCUGGUGGAUGUCUAUUUGACAGAGGAUGGCGCCGAGGGCACGGAACAUGUUGAAGCAUGGGCGCGGGAGGUGCAGCAAAAGGCUGGCCGGUUCUUUGACCAUCUUUGA
Trichoderma breve is the source of this 1494-nucleotide messenger RNA. RefSeq names its product initiation factor 2 subunit family domain-containing protein. The transcript is spliced from 2 exons. The coding region runs from base 1 to 1494 and encodes 497 amino acids. Gene Ontology annotation, molecular function: S-methyl-5-thioribose-1-phosphate isomerase activity. The record is from RefSeq and is a predicted model, not a curated record. Lineage: Eukaryota; Fungi; Ascomycota; Sordariomycetes; Hypocreales; Hypocreaceae.